Molecule: messenger RNA, 1293 nt
Organism: Rubroshorea leprosula
Lineage: Eukaryota; Viridiplantae; Streptophyta; Magnoliopsida; Malvales; Dipterocarpaceae
Source: the annotation of a GenBank genome assembly
CAUUCAAGAGGCACAUGCAGGGCAAAUAGUUGCAGUAUUUGGUGUAGAUUGUGCUUCAGGGGAUACAUUUACGAAUGGGUCUGUCAGGUACACCAUGACUUCUAUGAAUGUUCCUGAGCCAGUGAUGUCAUUGGCUGUUCAACCAGUCUCAAAAGAUUCUGGAGGACAAUUUUCAAAGGCUUUGAAUCGUUUUCAGAAGGAAGAUCCUACAUUUCGUGUUGGCUUAGAUCCUGAGAGUGGUCAGACAAUUAUCCCUGGAAUGGGAGAGCUGCAUUUGGACAUAUAUGUUGAACGCAUCCGAAGAGAGUACAAGGUUGAAGCAACCGUUGGAAAGCCUUGUGUUAAUUUCAGAGAGACAAUUACUCAACGUGCUGAAUUUGAUUAUUUACAUAAGAAGCAAAGUGGAGGACAAGGUCAAUAUGGAAGAGUAAUUGGCUCUCAAAUUGGUUUUUGGCACAAUUUUCUGGGCUUGCACUUGCUUCUUGAUAAUAAGAUGCUUUUGAUUUCUUACAUUUGUAGGUAUGUUGAACCACUUCCACCUGGGUCCCCAACUAAGUUUGAAUUUGAAAACAUGUUAGUGGGACAAGCUAUUCCAUCGAGUUUUAUUCCUGCAAUUGAGAAGGGUUUCAAAGAAGCUGCAAACUCGGGUUCAUUAAUUGAACACCCAGUUGAAAAUAUCCGUGUUGUGUUGACAGAUGGUGCAUCUCAUGCUGUGGAUUGCAGUGAACUUGCAUUUAAGUUGGCUGCAAUAUAUGGCCUUCUGACAGUGCUACACGGCCGCAAAGCCUGUGAUAUUAGAACCUAUUAUGUUGGUUGAGUUGAAAAUCCCAACAGAAUUUCAGGGCACUGUGGCUGGUGACAUUAACAAGAGGAAAGGUGUUACUGUUGGAAAUGACCAAGAUGGAGAUGACUCCAUAAUUACUGCCCAUGUCCCUUUGAUCAAUAUGUUUGGAUAUUCAACAGCACUUCGUUCAAUGACACAGGUGAAGCCUAAAAUCAUGAGUAAAAUACGGAUGUGAUUACCCAGCCUCUUUUAGUUUCUCUUAAUGCAUUCUGUUGAUGCUUAUUCUGAGCAAGGCAAAGGUGAAUUUACUAUGGAAUACCAGGAACACUCGCCUGUAUCUCAGAAUGUGCAGAUGCAAUUAGUUAACACUUACAAGGCCGAAAAGGCAUCAGAAUAAUUGGGUGCCAUCGAAGGCCGAAGAGCAAACAAAUCCUCCAAUUCUUUUCUAAGUUAUGUAGCUUAUUGGCAUAUUCAAUACCUCCAAGUUCCAUAACUACAUUUAAUUGGGG